AAAUCAAGAAAAGCGUGAGGCGAGUGGAGCGAGGCAAACGGGUAUCGACUCCAAGCGCGCAUCAACUAGCAGUUGCGCUGCGCCGCCGCUGCAGCGCGCCCACACGAGCGGCUGCUGCUGCGCCGACUCGUACGAGUCGGGAUCAAAGGCCACGACCGGGAAAGAGUUCCGAAAAGGACGUAAACUAAAAGCGGCCGCCUUCGCUCCUACGAGCGGGAUACGCCCGCGGAAGCACACGGCGUACGUCAGGGCUUGGCAAGGUGCCCGGCUAGAACAGCGGCACAUUGCCGCACAAAGCAAAACAAAGCAAGCGCACAAGCAGCGACCUUAGGGGACAGGAAGAAGCACCAGCGCGCGACGACUACCCAGUGCUGGGCAAAUGCUGGUUGUCUCGGCACAACAGAGCAGUCGUUUGCUAGUGGAGCGCGACAACACUCGCGUCCACUCUUCCCAACGAUAACGAUAAAGCGAAAAGCAGCGCGCACGAGGGCGCACGAUUUCGGACAUGGCAGACGCUAGCUAUAUCGGGCUGCACGCCGCCGCACGGAGCCGGCCGACGUCCCCUCGAGAUGCCGGAAUGCGCGCAGCCCGCGGCCUAGGUCAGGCACGUGGAUAGCGGGAAGGGAGAGUCCACGUUGGCGAGCGCUUGGCAGGCGCCGCCCGACGAUGCGCCGGUUGGUACGCGGGUGACGUCGUCUCAGCUGAAGCGAUGACGUGAGCGGCAGUCAGCGUGCGUGCCGCCUUUCCUCGUUGUGCUCGCGACCGGGUGAGCGCAUGCGCAGAGCGCGCCCCUCGAGCUUUGCGAGCGGGCACCAUUUUGCUGCGCCGGUUUGUUUUGCUGCUCGAGGCGUCCGCCGCCGCUUGACCGCUGUUUAACAGAGGCUGUGUUUGGGGGCGACCACUGGUCGUCUGCCGUGCCCCCGAGAAACGUGGACAAGCCCAUGGUCAAGAUGUCGGCGCUCAUGUCUCGGGGUCACCGCCAGCACUGCUACCUGUGCGACCUGCCUCGCAUGCCGUGGGCCAUGCUGCACGAUUUCUCCGAGCCCGUGUGCCGCGGCUGCGUCAACUACGAAGGCGCUGACCGGAUCGAGGUCGUACUGGAGACUGCGCGCCAGAUGAAGCGGGCACACGGAUUUCCCGAGGCCGUAGCGCGGCCCCUCUACAAAGGACUGAACGGAGCGCCGCCCGAAGUGGUGCCGCCGCCGCAGCAACACCGCGCUGCAGCGCCGGGCGCUCCGGCGCCCAUGGCACCCGUGAUGGACCGCUUCGAGCGACGCAACGCCAUGCUCGAAUACAGCCAACGGAUGCGCGCCGACCCCCGGGCUGCCCAGGCUUCAGGCGUGCCGUGUAAGCGCGAACGGGACGACGACGAGCCUCUUGAACCGUCCAAGCGCGCCGCCGCGCUCCAAGCGCUCGACGAAGCGGUGCCGCCGCGUCCCCCGCUCACGCGCGGCGAGUCGCUGCCCACCGCCGUCAUGGGGGUGCCCUUCGACGUGCGCUACAAGAAAGAAAUGGUCGGACGAGUGUACUCCUUCGACACGGCUACGUCGCUCAAGAAUGCGCCAGGUUACCCGAGCGUGUGCAGCACCCCGAGCUCGACGGCGAGCUCGCUGUCCCCGCUGAGCAGCCGCGCGGCCCAGUCGCCGGACAGCGGCGCCCAGCAGAACGGCGCGCCGGGCGGCCCCAUGGCCGCGCUGCUGACCGUCGCCGAGGCGGUGCCCCCGACGUCGCCGCGAAACGGCGUGGCGCCCGCGGACUCUGCGACGAGCAGCUCGACGUCGGUGCGCCCGCCGCGACAGUCGCCGCCCGCCGCCGCGCCCCCGUCGACGGCGCACAAGAAGUCGUCGCGGCACGCCGCGACGGCGGCGGGAGACGCCGACUGCGGCGCCAUCUCAGCGCCCACGUCAUCGUCCUCCUCGUCUUCGGCGGCGGCGGCGUCCUCGUCCGAGUCCGCGGCGGCGGCGGCCGCCGCCGCCGCCGCGACGCUCAAGUGCACGCUGUGCCAGGAGCGGCUGGAGGACACGCAUUUCGUGCAGUGCCCGUCGGUGGGCCAGCACAAGUUCUGCUUUCCGUGCUCCCGGGACAGCAUCAAGAGCCAGGGGGCGGCCUCCGGCAGCGAGGUGUACUGCCCGAGCGGCGAGAAGUGUCCGCUGGUCGGCUCGUCGGUGCCCUGGGCCUUCAUGCAGGGAGAGAUCGCCACCAUCUUGGGCGACGAGUACAAGCUGACCGGCAAGGGCGCCGCGGCCGCAGCAGCGGCGGCGGCGGCCGACACCUAGGCCUACUCCUUGCGGGACGACGCAGUCCCGUUGUUGCUGUUUUGUUUCCACCGACCGUUGGUAAUGGCCGCCGCCCUGCCCGGACGGCGGUUGGCAGCCGUUGUCGUCUGCUCGCCGGCCCCGGGCCUGUGCGAGGGAUGAACUGCGCCGCACCCACCCCCGAGCGCGCUGCUGCUUCUUGGGCCCGCGUCGACGGCCCGCCUGUGUCGACCUCGUGCUCCCUCAUUGCACCGCGGGACCGCAAUAGCGCGUGUGUGCUGCUCCUCCCCAUGCCUGCCUUGUAAAUAAUAAAAGCCGAAGAUAUGUACAGCCGAA
Dermacentor albipictus is the source of this 2591-nucleotide messenger RNA. It is a transcript of the gene Pits, whose product is annotated as Protein interacting with Ttk69 and Sin3A. The record is from RefSeq and is a predicted model, not a curated record. Gene Ontology annotation, biological process: regulation of transcription by RNA polymerase II. NCBI's taxonomy places the organism in Eukaryota, Metazoa, Arthropoda, Arachnida, Ixodida, Ixodidae. Gene Ontology annotation, cellular component: nucleus. Gene Ontology annotation, molecular function: transcription corepressor activity.